Rotaria sordida is the source of this 340-nucleotide messenger RNA. The record is from the annotation of a GenBank genome assembly. NCBI's taxonomy places the organism in Eukaryota, Metazoa, Rotifera, Eurotatoria, Philodinida, Philodinidae.
AUUUUCUUUGGCCAAAUUUAAAUCCAGAUCAAUGUUCACCUUAUCAUGUUAUGUCUGUAUGUGUUAUGGUUAAUGAAAAAUUUCGUGAACGUGUACAACCAUGGGAUGCUAUAAAUGCAAAUCCAGAACAUUUUGGUAAAUUUUUUUCUCGUGUAAUGCAUUUAUGUUUGGAAGGUGAUGAAUUAUCCAUUAAAGAACAAACUAUUUUAAUUAUGUUUCUUGAUCAUUGCUUCAAUAGUCUUGAAUUGGAUGUUAUUCGAUCUCAAAUACAAAAAAUAGUUGGUUUAACAAUAUGGACUAAUUUAACACCUGAAAGACGAGAAUAUGAAUUUGAAAAAAC